Molecule: messenger RNA, 704 nt
Organism: Cylicostephanus goldi
Lineage: Eukaryota; Metazoa; Nematoda; Chromadorea; Rhabditida; Strongylidae
Source: the annotation of a GenBank genome assembly
CUGCUUAUAGUGCCCUACCGCGGUACUCCACAGUACUCAACUCGGCGUCGGAUAUCCACAUCGUUAUCAAAGAGACGUUCGCUCAGUCAAUCUUCGCUCUGUAGCCAGGAGAUCUACCGUACUCCACAAUCACAGCGAAGCAUAGCACCAGGGCCGAAAGGCUUUGGAUUUAUUUUACGCGGAGCAAAACAUGUAACUUCUCCGAUCGAUUUCGAGCCAACACCUUUAUCACCUGCUUUGCAAUUUUUCGAAGGGGUAGAUAUGUCAGGAAUGGCGAUGAGAGCUGGUUUGAGGCCAGGUCCGCAACAUUUAGAGUCCUCUAAAAAAGACAGCGAUUAUCUCCUUGAAAUAGAUGGUAUCGACGUAAGAUCGGCAAGCCACGAACAGGUGGUACACCUUAUCCAGCAAGCUGGUGCUACCAUCACCCUCAAGCCAACACCUCUGUCACCCGCUUUGCAAUUUUUUGAAGGGGUGGACAUGUCAGGAAUGGCAAUGAGAGCUGGCUUGAGGCCAGGUGAUUACCUGCUUGAAAUAGACGGUAUCGACGUCAGGAGCGCAAGUCACGAACAAGUAGUGCAUCUUAUUCAACAAGCUGGUGCUACCAUUACCCUCAAGGUAAUCACUGUUGAUCCGUCACUCCCAAUGACCCCGGCUGGAACGUAUCAAGGACCCAGAAUUCGACCAGGUGAGCUACUUUCUUAGUG